ACCAUGCGAUGCUUUUUACCAUGCAGUACUGUGUGUAACUGAGAACCGAAAUAUAUUUAGUUAUUUUCGUAUUCCUUGAUUGUUAUUGUGUUCUCAUCGCAAGCAAUUUUGUCGGUUGCAUGAGGUAGAUUAUGCUGUUUUUCCCUAGCCUGCACACAGUUUCAAGUCUUGGCGUUUUAUGAAUGGACAACUGGGUCUGAUUGUCUCGAAAUGAAUAGAUUCUGAACAAUGGGUCAUCUAGACGGGACAGCAGUCUCUGUCGACAGCCCACGAAAUGAUGUCCAGCAUCUUUUGCACACCAUAUGAUGCCAUUGGUAGCCUACAGUGAAACAUGCUUUGUUACAGUGUAAUUGUGUGCUUCUGCCAUUUUCUUAUGACGUUGUACCAUUCAGAUGCUCUGCAUUUGAGUGAAGAUUAGAGGGCGACUAUUUAUCAACACGUCUGUGGGUACUUAGUGGCUGUUGGCGGUGUCCAGUAGCCUACCAUAGUGAUGUUUACAAUGUUUACAGCUUUCAAAACCGAUCAUGUAGAAGUGCAAUAGGUUAAUAUAAGUCUAACUCUAAAGGCUUGGCUGCGGAUGGCUAGGCUAUACGGCGUCAUUGACUUACUGAGAAACCAUCAGGUUUGACCAGAGCUUCAGUGCUGUCACUGUGACCACAUAGACUUGACACCAUGGGGAAGCAGAACAGCAAGCUCCGCCCGGAGAUACUGACGGACCUGCGGGAGAACACGGAGUUCUCUGACCACGAGUUGCAGGAGUGGUAUAAGGGAUUCUUGAAGGAUUGCCCCAGUGGUACACUUAAUGUUGAAGAGUUCAAGAAGAUAUAUGCCAAUUUCUUCCCAUACGGAGAUGCCUCCAAGUUUGCGGAGCAUGUCUUCCGCACCUUCGACAGCAAUGCUGAUGGAACGAUAGAUUUCCGGGAGUUCAUCAUUGCACUCAGUGUUACAUCACGUGGGAAACUAGACCAGAAGCUGAAGUGGGCCUUUAGCAUGUACGACCUGGAUGGCAACGGCUACAUCAGCCGCGAUGAGAUGCUGGAGAUUGUACAGGCCAUCUAUAAGAUGGUGUCCUCUGUGAUGAAGAUGCCCGAGGAUGAGUCCACACCAGAGAAGAGAACUGACAAGAUCUUCAGACAGAUGGACCUCAACAAUGAUGGUAAGCUCUCUCUGGAGGAGUUCAUCAAGGGUGCCAAGAGUGACCCCUCCAUCGUGAGGCUACUGCAGUGUGACCCGAGCAGCGCCUCGCAGUUCUGAGCCACAGCAAACAAACACAACAUGCAUGAAGGUUUUCAUCUCAUCGUUCUCUUUUGUGUUCCUGUUGAGUUUGAAGACGACAGCAUCAGCGGAAGCGCAGUGAUUUUUAAGAAAGGACAUGCAUA
Molecule: messenger RNA, 1379 nt
Organism: Clupea harengus (Atlantic herring)
Lineage: Eukaryota; Metazoa; Chordata; Actinopteri; Clupeiformes; Clupeidae
Gene: hpca
Product: hippocalcin
Exons: 5
Coding region: 673-1254 (193 amino acids)
Molecular function (GO): calcium ion binding
Source: RefSeq, a predicted model, not a curated record